ACUUCGCGCUUCGUCCUCUAGAUUAGUAUUAGUAGAUAUAUAAACACAUGUAGUUUCGCCUAAGUGAUACCACUCUUGCACUAAUUGUUGAGAGAAAGAAAAGGGUAGUAAAUAAAAAAGGUUGAAUAAUAGCAGAGAAUCGUGGGUAGAUGUUACUUACCACACUAUUUUAUCGACUGUUUCUCGUCAUUCGCAAUUUAGUGCUCAACCGCUCUAGACACUUAAUACUAGCUCAUUUAAAUUCGCUAAAAAGUUCGUUUUUACUUUAAAAAUGCCUAAAAGAAAGCGUUCUAAAGAAGUUGACGACGAUUUAGAGACUUUACUACGGAAAGUUAAAAAAUUAGAACGAAAAAUACGUCAUCGAAAAACCAGUGUUUCGGAUAGUGAUUCGGAAAUUUCUCCAGCUUGUGAAACAACGGUACGCAGUACCAUACAUCGACCAGAGUCCCCACAACCAAUUCUGGGUCCAGACGACUGGUUACCGGAAACUUCUUCAUGUCAGGGAUUUGUAGACGACGUCAGUGUUGUCGAAUCCGAUGAUGAGAACAUCACGGCAAAUGCGCCCCCAUCCCUGGUCACGGCGGCAGUUAAUGACCCGUCGACGUCGAAGAAGACGGUCACUGUGGCUGAAAAUGUACCCCCGGCAGAACCUACAGCAUUGGACGAGGACAUUUUGGAAAUCUUAGGAGAAGACCCAUUUACCGAGAUUAAGUACGCGAGCGACAUUCGUACAGAACUAGCUAGUCGCCUCAAACAUACAGCUCAAGAAGGCCUGAAAAAAGACGAUAGAAAAUCGUUACUCGCAAAGUACCCGGUUCCUGCCAAUUGUUUACAUAUCAGCGCCCCUCAGGUUAACCCCGAGAUUAAGGCCGCUAUCCCAGAAUCCGCACAAAAACGUGACAAGGGCAUUGAAGCUAAACAAAAACAAAUGGCAUGUGCCAUUUCAUGCCUCAGUGAUGUGAUCAACACACAAAUUAACUCAAAGGACAAAAAUAAUGAAAUGCUCCAAAAACUUAUGGACCUAAGCCGCAUACUCUGCGAUAUUCAACACGGCGAUUCAGCGACAAGGAGGAAUUUCAUACUAUCAGUACUUAAAAAAGAUAUGAAGGAGCAUCUCUCCAAUACGAAAAUUGACACCUUUUUAUUUGGCGAAAAUCUGUUGGAAACUAUUAAGUCUGCUAAGGCUGUGACAAAAUCGGGUGUCGAACUAAAACUUGAUGUAGCAGGCGCUAAAAAUACAGCAAAAAGGACGAACACAUCUGCUCCAAAAUCUUUAAACCGCAAGGCUCCGGCGUCGGCACGCAGGCCACCAGGCGCGAAUUACCGGAGCCGCGAGCCUGCAGCUCCGCGAGCGCACCCGGCUACCUACUACCGCAUGCCGUGGCAGCCUCCGGUCCCGCCGCACGCGCCGCCGCCGCCGCCCCCGCCGCCGCACCCAGCGCCGGCAGCUCCACCAGCGCCACAACGACGCCGCUACUAGACACACUCUCGGAUACUGCCGUCCCUUACCCUGGCUGCAGGAGUGUUAUCAGGGCGGCAUUAUCAAG
Molecule: messenger RNA, 1547 nt
Organism: Pectinophora gossypiella (pink bollworm)
Lineage: Eukaryota; Metazoa; Arthropoda; Insecta; Lepidoptera; Gelechiidae
Exons: 3
Coding region: 272-1480 (402 amino acids)
Source: RefSeq, a predicted model, not a curated record